Molecule: messenger RNA, 1125 nt
Organism: Drosophila elegans
Lineage: Eukaryota; Metazoa; Arthropoda; Insecta; Diptera; Drosophilidae
Exons: 4
Coding region: 265-915 (216 amino acids)
Source: RefSeq, a predicted model, not a curated record
UGCUUAGCUCAGUUCAGUUGCGAAUUUCAUACAACACGAGUCGGUUGCCUCCGAGCGGCGUUCUACUGGCGAAUAGUCGAAAAUACGAGUCAAACAAAACUCCACUUCGAUUCCGCAACAGAGCACGCCAAAAAAUUAACGACAAAAAAAAGAAGUUUCGCGAUUAGGCGGAAAUUGGUCAAGCAAAUAAGUUUUCAAGUGUGUGUGCUCGCGAAAGUGGCUUAAUUUCCUCAAAUUGGGAGUGUGCCAAAAUAAGUGUUCAAAAUGAUUGAGAGGCGCAGUCAACUGGAUAAGAUAAUCAUCACCGCCAUGGACCGAUUUGUUUGGUUUGUCCUCCUGGUGGUCAUGUCGCAUCUGGUCACCGAAUUCACCCGCGUCUCCGGAUACGCAAGAGGCCAGCGUCACGAGAUCGUGCUGCUGAACGAUACGCUGCUGCAGCCGAUGCCCGUCCAGAACAUGGUCCUCUAUCCCAGCCAGGACUACGGGCAGUAUCAGCAACGACCCUCCUCCUCCGCGGGCUCCAUGAGCAGCCUGCAGCAGAAUGCAGCCAUGCUGCUGAGCAGCUUGGCGGCCGGAAUGAGCCCGGCAAAUGGAGCAACUGCAGCGGGAUCUGCUGUUCCCGGCAGCAACGCGGCCAUUUUGGCCCUGGGCGAUAGCCAACCGGCUCAUACGGCCGAGAACACAUACCCGGUGUUCAGUUUGCGACCCCUGAUCGACAGCAUUUUCGAGAUUCCGAUUUCGACGUUGCGCGCUGUCAACAAUCUGGUGGGUCGACUGACCGGAGGAUAUCGCCAGGCCCCGACGGAAAUGUCGCAGAAAUCCGUGGCAGCAGGAACGGCGCUGCCUUCCGGCAGACAAAGUCCCACUCUACAUGCCCAUCCCAAUACCCAUCAUAUGCGCGAGGAGAUGGCGUAAUUUAAGGCCCCAUUUUAGUCAGUACUCUGCGUGAAUGUUGUAAUUCCUGUCAAUGUAUGUUUCGAGUGAGUUUUCGUGUGCAUUUGUACCUUUGUGAUAUAUGUGACCUUGUUGUAAGUCUAGACAUAGGAUAUUUAUGUCCACCCACAAAAAAAUCCCAAAAAAAUAAGAUUAAAGAAUACAUGUAUUUCCUACAGAAAAGAAAACGUA